This is a messenger RNA of Mugil cephalus (flathead mullet), 4112 nucleotides long. It is a transcript of the gene srrm1, whose product is annotated as serine/arginine repetitive matrix 1. The transcript has 15 exons. Gene Ontology annotation, biological process: mRNA processing; regulation of mRNA splicing, via spliceosome. Gene Ontology annotation, cellular component: spliceosomal complex. The record is from RefSeq and is a predicted model, not a curated record. Gene Ontology annotation, molecular function: RNA binding. NCBI's taxonomy places the organism in Eukaryota, Metazoa, Chordata, Actinopteri, Mugiliformes, Mugilidae. The coding region runs from base 922 to 3342 and encodes 806 amino acids.
CUUUCAGAACUGUCAUACAUUUGAGGGCUUUGCUUAGUCGGUAAGAAGGGAUAUAAAUGAGCAAAUGAUUACACAUCCUAGUCAAAUUGAAAUUGAAUGGGUAAAGUAACAAUUGGUGUAAAACUUAAUUAUAAUGACAUGUUUUGCUGUGAUGUGACAAAGUGCCUUUAUUCAGCAGUCUUCUAAUGAUGAUGUGAUUUAUGAUUUAAAAGGCCUGAACCAAUAUGGAUGUUAUACCUUGCAUCAGAAGUAUAGCACCAACACCUAAUUAGCUCUCUCCUGAGCCCAAAGUCACUGAGCCCAACUCUCCCUUCAUGAUGCAGUGUGUGUUUUGAGAUAAAUGAUAUAACAUUAAGCUCAAGGUGGUUGAGUCUCAAGCAGUAGGGAGGCGGAAGCAAGCCAUGGGAGCUCCGUGCCCACUGAUCCCACGGGACUCACUGAAGACACCGGAACUGUUCUUGCAGUGUUGGGUUUUUGAUGCACUCUGUAUUGUGGCUAUUUGUUUAACUCCUGAUGUGUAGACUAUGGGGAGACUGGAUUACAAGGGGUGGGUAGCGACAAUGAACUGUAAAGUAGUGGGUAAGAACUAAGAAAAUUAAAUAAUUACAAAAGACUUUUGUGUUAUGGGGAUUCUGUGGUAGAUUGUAAAUCUAGGGAUUACCAACAGCUGUAUUGCAUGCAGUUUUUCCAUUACUAGAUAUGUCUCCCCUCAGGUAGCUCGCAUUCUCAGUUCUCACGAGUUUGUGAGUACAAUUUUAAUCAGUCACACUUUUAUUUUGUUACUUUAUUGGGUCCAGUAUUUCAUCUGGGGAAGUUAAAUAAUCUAGUCAGUGUCUUAAAUGUUUUAGAAUGGUAAUCAGAUAUAGUUUAGAGAGGAGUAGAAGGUAGGAAGCCCCAAGUGUGGGACCCUGCCGCCCACUGAUGUUAUGUUAUUCAGCUAUUUCAAUAGCCACGUUUCUUUUUCUCUCCCCCUUCGUGUGUGUGUUGCAGCACCCGGAUAGCAAAAUGAUGCAGAUCAACCUGACAGGCUUCUUGAAUGGGAAGAACGCCCGGGAGUUCAUGAAGGACCUGUGGCCCUUGCUGCUGAGUGCCCAGGAGAACAUUGCUGGCAUCCCCUCUGCUUUUCUGGAACAAAAGAAAGAGGAAAUCAAACAGAGACAGAUCGAACAGGAGAAGCUCGCUUCUCUGAAGAAGGUGGAUGAAGAUAAAAAGGAAAAGGACAAAGACAACAGAGAGAGGGCUCAGUCAAAGAGCCCAAGAAGGAGGAAGACAAGGUCACCAUCACCACGGCGAAGGUCACCAGUGAAGCGGGAAAGGAAACGCAGCCCAUCACGAUCCCCAAGACGCAAAGCCAGUCCAGUUAGUGGCAGUUCACCCCCUCCACCUCUGAUGCAGCUACCGACAAAGCCUUCAGAGCAGCUUGUGGAGUCAGAUACACCAGGAAGCGCCAUGCCAGAACCAGUCAUCCAAGAAGCAUCUUCUACCUGUGAUACAGUUGUGGAGGUGGUAAAAGCAGAUUCUGUGACUGAGGUCAAAGAACCGUCUCCAGAUAAAACUCAUAAGAAAGAGGAAAGGCCGAGGUCUCGUGAAAGGGAGAAGGAUACCAGGAGGGAAAGACCUCACCAUCGCUCCCGCUCUCAUUCCCGUUCUCGCAGGCGACGUUCCCGUUCUCGAUCUUUCUCCCCUCGUAGAAGACCAAGUCCCAGAAGGAGAAUGUCUCCUCGUCGGAGGAGCCCCCCCAGACGUGGCCCCGCUGGCUCCAGACACAGACAUAGACGCUCCCCCGUCCGCAGGAGGCGCUCUCGCUCUGCUUCAUCAUCUGGCAGCAGCUCUUCAGGCUCUCGCUCGCCUAAAAAAGCAAUGAAAAGAAUAUCGAACACACCACCCAGAAAACCGAUGCAUCGUCCUGACACCUCCAUUAGCCCUGCCGGGAAGGACAGGCGAUCGUUGUCCCCUCGAGCAAGAAGGGGCCGGGGCUCUCCUUCCCCACCUAGGUCAUCAGGUUUAAAGCGAAGACAAGGAGGAAGGGGUGAUUCUCCACCUGAUAAUAUCAAACCCAGACUGUCUGAAGGAUCAGAUUCAGAGGAGGAUAAAAAUGACAAAGGGGCAACAGCAGAUUCGGUGCAGCAGCGGCGUCAGUAUCGCAGGCAGAAUCGACAGUCUUCUUCAGAUACAGGUUCAUCCUCCUCAGAAGACGAGGGUCCCAAGAGGCCAGCAGCAGGACCAGGUGCCAGAAAUGGUGAAGUGAGGAGGAGACGCAGCCGCACACCUUCCCCUCGGAGGCGACAUAGAGAUGUCUCUCCCAGAAAAAGACGUUCUCCAUCUCCUCCACGAAGACGUCGCUCCCCUUCACCACCACGGCGUCGCAGGUCACCAUCUCCUCCUAGACGCAGGUCUCCAUCCCCGCCACCCCGUCGUAGAUCUGCAUCCCCCAGGCGAUAUUCUCCCCCGAUCCAGCGUCGAUACAGCCCUUCCCCUUUACCUCUACAGAAGCGGAAACUUUCUAGUUCACCUCCAAAGCGCUCUUCUCCUGGAGCCAAGCGACGCUCCUCCAGGUCCCCUAAGCGCAGGAGCUCUCCUCCCCCAAGGAGGCGCUCACCUCCCUCCUCCAUGUCUCCACCUAGACACAGGAGGAGUCCCAUGUUGUCUUCUGCCAGGCCAGGCAGGGAUACAAGAUCUCCUCUUGAGGCCACCAGGCGCCGCUCCCCAUCCCUUGGAAACCGCAGUCACAAUAUUAGGGGUUCCCGCAGUCCCCAGGGACGAUUUGAAACCUCCAGUACGUCUCCAUCUAACCAGCGAAGAAAGCAAUCCCCUUCCCACAGUAGUAAACUCAUCCGCAGAGUGUCCCGUACCCCAGAGCCACGCAACAACCAGAGAUCCUCUCCGAGCCCCCAGCCUUUGAGGAGAGUGUCCUCCAGAUCUGUGUCUCCUCAACCAGCAGCUCAGAAACGGCCAGUGCCUGCUUCUGCCUCCCCCUCACCCUCUCGCUCUGCCAGUGCGUCUCCACCACCUGCCAAGAAGGCUAGUAGUGGUUCCGGCAGUCGAUCGCCAAGCAAGACUUCGGAUGCUGACAACAGUGGAAAGAAAAAGAAGAAGAAGAAGGAAAAGAAACAUAAGAAAGAGAAGAAACACAAGAAGCACAAGAAGCAUAAGAAGGAGAAGAGUGCUGGCACUGCUGCUGGAGAUGGACAAGAGAACCAGGCUGUGGAGGAGGAUGGAGAGUCAAAAAAGGAAUCCGACAGUGAAGUUGACGACAGCUUGGAUGAUCUGGAAAAGCACCUUAGAGAGAAGGCCCUGCGCUCCAUGAGGAAGGCCCAGCUGUCUCCGUCACAGAUGUCCUGAAAACGAGGGGCUUUCCUACUCUUGAAUUUUCCACUCACCCUUGAUGUUUGUCAUCAACCUGGUUCAGCUUUAGAAUGUACAAAUUGUCAAAUUAGUCAUGUUUUCUUUUUACUGGUUUGGUACAUUCUGAAGAGUGUGUUUCUUUGAGCUUGAUUUGUUGGUUAGUGUAUUAUCUAAACUGUAAAGAAUCUUGUGUUGUCCAUAAUUUUAAAUUGUUGAGCAGGGACAGCGUUUAAGCUCGGAAGUUUGAGUUGGGCAGGUUUGAUAUUUUUCCACAGCCUACAGUAGAUUACAUUGAGAAAUGAUUGCAUGUGCAGUGAUUAUCUCUGAUGUGCAUGAACCACUGACCUUAUGGUGCAUUGGGAAAAGACACCAUGCAGUAACAUACUGUUGCUAUUGCCUUUUAGUAAUGGAAACAGUGACAGAGCUGUAGAGAGGCCGUAACAGAAUGUCUUGUCCCCGUACUGUAUCUUAAUAGAGGUGUUCAGCAUCAUUUAACCUGCUCUUUUUAUGACUCAGAAGUUGUCUUGUUUGAAGACUUAAACAAUCUAAUGUGAUACACGCUUUAAUUCUUUUUUUUUUUCCAAACAAAUUGAUAUGCAAUUUAUGUUGACACCCUUGUAACAAGGUAAUCUCUGUGGGACUGCUAUAGUAUAUGGUUUGUAUUUAGUAACCCUGGCUCUUGUCUUCUUGUCAUCCUUUCAGAAUUAAAACCUUUUUAUAGGACCUGUGGUUUUUGUUAUUGAAUAAAAAGCACAGUGAGAAUUUGU